Molecule: messenger RNA, 3414 nt
Organism: Apiotrichum porosum
Lineage: Eukaryota; Fungi; Basidiomycota; Tremellomycetes; Trichosporonales; Trichosporonaceae
Exons: 3
Coding region: 1-3414 (1137 amino acids)
Cellular component (GO): mitochondrial outer membrane
Molecular function (GO): ATP binding; ATP hydrolysis activity
Source: RefSeq, a predicted model, not a curated record
AUGGCCGCACUCCGUCCACGCAUACUCCUCCGCAACACUGGCAGCACAGCAACAGCAUCACGCCCACUCGCGACCUCGGCGCAACGCAGCUUGCCCCGCUCCCCGCGCCAUGCUUCCACAUCGACUGCGACACCUUCCAUUCCGGCACGUCCGACCGACCCCAGCGCAUCCCCCUUCCCUCCCUCUUCUUCAUCCCCCUUCGCAGACGCUCCCUCAGAUCCUUCACUCCCCGAGGCACCUCCUGCACCUCCUUCCUUCCCUGCGGUCGUGACCUCGCUUACGGAGCCUGCACCCCCGACAACUCCCUUGUCUCCCGACCUCGACGUCCUUUUCCACAACCUCGCGACCUCGUUUGUUCCAGGCAACCAACCCUCUCAACACCAUAUCGCGUCCCACCUCGUUAUUCCCGAUGGUGCGCGUGCACCCACUCCUCCUCGUGGGCCCGACGAUCCCGUUAUUGCGCUCGUGACCCCCUUCGAGGGUGGCGACGCCUAUAUCACUCGCGCAGUUAACGAGGUGGCGGCACACCUGGGUGCAGAUGUCAUGCGCCUUGACCUUACUCUUGGUGUGGGCUUUGAUGGACCGCAAGCGCCUCUAGCUGAAACUGGACUGUCGGCUCCUCACAUUGCCCAAGCUGUCAACCCUCUCUUCCAAACUUCCUCGCAGACGCAGCCGAACGAGUCUACGGUGGAAGACGAAUAUAUGGAGGAGGACGACGAUGAUGACCAUUCAGCUGCUAUGCCCAAGAUGAUCCGCGUACCCAUGGUGGCCAUGAACACUGUCGGGCAAGCGCCCAACCCGUUUAGCGGCGCGAUGAUGGGUAAUUUGGGGGGUGGCUCCUCGAGUUCUCAGCCGGCUGUGAACGAAGAGUGGAUCUCGUUUUUCGACUCUAUCAUCAACCUCCAGUUGCCCGAGGGCGAAGGACAUGGCGCCACGCGCCGCAUCCUCCUGCUCGAGUCGACAGCUGCCAUGGCCGAGACCAUCGACGUCUGGUGGCCGUCGUUCAUGGAGACUGUGCGCCGCCGCCGUCGCGGGUCCAAGCAACUUGCCAAGGACAAGGGCAAGAAGCCUGCCUCGACGUUCCAUCCGACCACUGUUGUCCUCUCUGUCGCCCCGAGUCUCCUCCUUCCACACACUGCCGAAUGGCGUGAGCCCCCAUCCACCGACGCAGCCGGCGAGACCAAGGACCGUCUCCGGUCCUUUGCUGAGGCCCUCGGUGCCUCUGUGGGUUCUAUCCAUGUCGUCGAACCAAAUGCCAAGCAUACGGAGAAGCUCUGGUGGAGCAGCGAAGAGCACGACCUGACUGGCCGCGCUGAGCGCGAGGAACGUCGUCUGCGGGCCAUCCUGCGUGACGGUCCCCAGUCGCUACUGCCUUGGGUUCCUGCUGGCGCCGCCCGUCCCUCACCCCCGCCGUCGCACCCGAUCCUUGAUAUACUUAUGCGUUCGAGGAAAAAGGACGAGACCCCGGACACGGUUAUGGCGUGGAAGAUUCUGCCCAUCAUCCCGGCGUCUCGCGACCUUGGUCUUGAGCAGCACGAGCGCACAACCCGGCGUCGCGCCGUCAACGCCGCGCUUAUGAUGCGCGCCGUUGGCCAACUCGGCGCUACGCUCGAAGAGCCUCUCACCAUGCUUCAGGCGCACGGUACUCAGCCCCCUCGUGGACGCAAGAAGCGUCUCGCGCGCCGCAAGGAGCCUGACCCGGAGUGGAGUGAGUUUGUGAUUGCCUGGGCUGGCGCAGUGGACGUGGCGAGCACUGCUGUCGGUCGUGCCGCGGUGAAGGCCGCCACUCCUGGUCCGAUCGUGCUCAAGUGGGCCGACAUCCAGGACGCCCGUGUCGUGCACGAGGACCACGAACGCCGUAUCGAUGACACUGUUGGCGCCCACCUUGCCGCUGCUGAGGCCGCCAACGCUGCCAAUACCGCGGGCACCACGCCCGACAAACCCACCAAGGCCGCCGACAAGCCGAUCACCGAUCCCGUUAUCGAGGCCCUCAAGAAGAACAAGGACCUGAACAAGCACGAGAAGCGCCUGCUCAGCUGUAUUGUCGACCCGUCAAAGCUCGCCACGGCCAGCUUCACCGAUGUACACCUCCCCUUCAAGACCAUCGAUGCUAUCCGCACCGUCAUCUCCCUCCCGCUUCUCUUCCCCGACGCGUUUGAAGGCGGUAUCCUGAAGGAGCACGUCACCUCGGGUGCUCUCCUCUUCGGUCCUCCAGGAACGGGUAAGACCCUCCUCGCCCGUGCCAUUGCCGCCGAGAGUGGGGCGCGCAUGCUCGCCAUCCAGCCGUCAGACGUCAACGACAUGUGGGUCGGUGAGGGCGAGAAGCUUGUCAAGGCCGUCUUUUCGCUGGCCCGUCGCAUGUCGCCGUGUGUCAUCUUCCUUGAUGAGGUCGACUCGCUCUUUGGCGCGCGCUCCGCCCGCGACUCUAGCGGUGGCUCAAAGGCGCACAACCAGGUCCUUACCGAGUUUAUGCAGGAGAUGGACGGUCUCACGUCGUCGGCCGCCAACCGCGAAAAGCGUGUGGUUGUGGUUGGAGCUACCAACCGUCCCUUUGACCUCGACGACGCGAUCCUCCGUCGUCUGCCUCGUCGUCUCCUGGUCGACCUCCCGGGCCUCGAUGACCGCAAGGCCAUUCUGCGCAUCCUCCUCCGUGGCGAGUCGCUCGCCGCAGACGUCGACAUUGAUAAGAUUGCGGCCGAGACCGAGGGCUUCUCCGGAUCAGACCUCAAGCACCUCUGUGUCGCUGCCGCCCUCUCGGCAGUCAAGGACGUGAUUGACGUGCCGUGGAAGAAGAGCUUGGCGGGCAACGUUUCCGAUACCGUCAAGGCUGCUCCUCAGGCCGCACCCGAGUCGUCUGGCGGCCCAGGUGCCGAGGAGGUCCGCCUUCUCGUCGACGAGCCCGAACCCCAGACAGAGAAGCGCGAGGUUGAGCCCGAGCCGAUCGAUGUCACUGCCAACGCAUCCGCGGCCGCCAAGCGCGUCGAGGAGGCGUACGUCAAGCAGCUCGAGGCAAAGGCCGCCGAGGAGGCCGAUGUGGCUGCGGCGCGGGCCUCCGCGUCGUCGACUGGCACUGAGUCUGACUCUCAGGCCGCGGCUGCCAAGGCCGUAGACGCUGGUGCCGAGGAUGGUGCGUCCGCCGAGACUGUUGAUGGCGCCACACCGCCACCAGCAAGCGAACCCAAGCCGCUCGCACGCACACUCGCGGCCAAGCACUUCAAGACUGCCCUGGGCGAGAUUCGUCCCAGUUCAAGCGAGGAGGGAACACUCCCCGAGCUCCGCAAGUGGGCCGACCAGUACGGCGAGGGAGGCAAGCAAAAGGGCAAGAAGAGCGGGUUCGGCAAGGGCUUUGGUUUCGGCAACGAGGUGCUCAAGUCGAACAAGGGCUUUGGCCGGGUUGUCGACGGCGAGAAGUGA